AGUCGAGGGAUAUUCAUCUAAUGUUUAUUCGUUUUCACUCUACUAUAUCGAUUGCGAUCUCUGGGAGCCGAUCAAAGUCAGUUGUUAGGCAUAGUUCUGCCCAUUCGGUUCGGGAAUUUAUUUUGAAUUAAAAAAUACAAUUAUUAGUCAAGUCAUUACCUUUCUGUCCUAAUAGUCCUAAUUACGAUGAUGAUGAAAAUUAAGACCUUUACUUCGGUGUCAUAUAAAAAAUGUAUUUUGUGCACAUUUAUUUUAUUCCUCUCAAUUGUGUGGUACAUAACGUCUUUCGUGGUGAACGAUGAGCUGACAAUAAAAUUCAAUGAAAGCGAAAAACGUUUCUAUGUAAAUAGCUCAAAGUGUCAAAUGGUGUAUGUGGAGCCCUUUAAUGCCGAGUUCACAAAAGUGUACACGCCAAAAAACUUUACACGUUGCUCCAAUCAAAAUGAUCUGGUUACAGGGCACUUUGAUUCCAUUUUAAAACAGUAUGUCCUGCAUGUGGAUGAGCAAGUGCUUCACAAGCUGUCGCAGUCAGAGAGCAAUGACUUUAUCUACAAAGUUAGUUUGAGUUUUUACACGGCUUUUAUGCUGAGUAGGUUGGGGAACAAAACUAAAUUCACUCACGGCUACGUAGUACCCUUGAAUGUCGAAGGAAUGCUGGUGGAGUGUAGGUCAGCGGACGAGAAGCGCAUCCUGCAAGAGGACGCUUUUUCGUUUGUACAAUACCAGAAGCCUCCUCCGAACUCGGAGAUAGAUCGUAAGGCUAGUGUAAUUAUGUACGGCAUAGAUACAGUAUCUCGCACCAAUCUUCGACGGCUGAUGCCCAUGGUGUUCGAGUUCCUAAAGUCUCCAGGAUGGUACGAAAUGAUGGGCUAUAAUAAGGUAGCUGAUAAUUCGUAUCCCAACAUAUUUCCCAUCCUAACAGGAUACUCUCCUAGUUCGGCGGAAAAUCAAAUAUGCGAUACAAGUCAACCAGGAUGUUUAGAUGAAAUACCCUUCAUAUGGAAGGAAAUGAAAAAGAACGGCUAUUUAACAGCCUACGCGGAGGAUACAUUGAUCAUCAAUACUUUUAAUUAUGUGAAACCAGGGUUUUUGAGUAGGCCCACAGACUACUACUUUCGACCCGUCUUGGAUGCCUUGGAAAAAAAAACUAAUAAACAUUAUUACCCGGGUUGUAAAAUGGCAUAUUGCCUGGGUCGUCGACUUGCCAAUAGCUAUAUCUUCGAUUACUGCCGCCAGUUUAUGCAACGAUUCGUGGCCGACCGUCCCAUUUGGGGCAUGUUUUGGUCAAAUCACAUCAGUCACGAUGACUUUUCUAUGCUCUCGGCCAUGCAACACAAGAUCGUUGGUGACCUGCUUAAUUUCGAAAAGGAUGGAUCUUUCGAGCAUACGAUUAUGAUAUUCUUCUCCGAUCACGGAUCUCGCUUUGGUCCCCUAAUGAGGACGAAGGAAUCGUUUCUGGAAGCAAGGCAACCCAUAAUGUUUAUUUACUCACCACCUUGGUUUCGUGAGAAAUAUCCCCAAUAUGUGGAGGCUCUCGCCCAGAAUCAGAAUCGGUUGAGUUCCAAUUUCGACGUGUACAAUACCUUGAAACACAUUAUAAACAUUGAAGGAUUGGUGGAGGAUACCAAGUGGGCCUACGACUGCCCCCAGUGUCAGUCGCUAUUCUACCCGUUGCCAGAAAGUCGAAGCUGCUCGGAGGCUGCCAUACCGGAGGCUUACUGUACCUGCCACAACUACGAGGAAGUCCAGGAGGAUCACGGGACUUGGCGCAUGGCCGAACUGGUGGUCGAUCGCAUUAACCAAUACCUCCAAUAUAAUAACCUACAGAAUCUGUGUAGCAGUCUCACCCUGAGGGUAAUCAACAUCACCGAAGUAAGAAUGCUAGAGAGCGAUGAAUACGUAGGUCUGGGAAAGGGAUUGCGACAUUAUCAUACCAAAUUCCAGGUUCAUCAGAAUUUGGCUGAGUUCUUUGCCACCGUUCUCUACGAUAGAAGAACCGAAGAGCUUCACAUCAAUGUGGAACUAAUCAACAGAAUUAAUAUCUAUAGAGCGGAUGCUGAGUGUGUAGACGAUGGUACUCAAAAGUUAUUCUGCAUAUGCCUAUCAAAGUUAAGAAACAAUGAAAGCACACCAACUAUCCAGUAAUAUUUGUAUGUAAUAUAUAUAUGUAUUUCCUUUCAACUUGCAGUCUUUUUUU
Molecule: messenger RNA, 2197 nt
Organism: Drosophila sechellia
Lineage: Eukaryota; Metazoa; Arthropoda; Insecta; Diptera; Drosophilidae
Source: RefSeq, a predicted model, not a curated record